Molecule: messenger RNA, 1714 nt
Organism: Oryzias melastigma (Indian medaka)
Lineage: Eukaryota; Metazoa; Chordata; Actinopteri; Beloniformes; Adrianichthyidae
Product: multiple epidermal growth factor-like domains protein 6
Exons: 10
Coding region: 157-1626 (489 amino acids)
Molecular function (GO): calcium ion binding
Source: RefSeq, a predicted model, not a curated record
GAUGGACUUAUGAAACUGCUUCGUUUACCCAUAAUCCAUUGGACUGUCAGUUAAUAAAGUGGUUGUCCUUCAUUCAUUAAGAAUGUUUAAACUACUUUUUAUUUGUUUUUCUUUGGGUCUUCAGGUCUAAAAAGAUGAACUUUCUCACUUAUUCGGAUGCUGUGCGUGACUAGUACAGGCGAGAAUGUUAUUUAUGGAUUCAUUUGUAUUUUGUCUAAUGUUUUGAGUCUACUUUUGACAUUCUUUUGUCUUCCAGAUGUUAACGAGUGUGAGUUGAGCAAAGGAGGCUGUGAGGGCCAGUGCUGCAACACCAUCGGCAGCUAUUACUGCAAGUGUCCUGAAGGGAGCAGACUGGGGUCAGAUGGCAAGAGCUGUGAGGAUGUAAACGAGUGUGAGGAGUUCAAUGGAGGAUGCCAGCAAACAUGCAUCAACACAGCAGGCUCUUAUCACUGUGAGUGCAGCGAAGGGUUCCGCAUGCACACAGACGGACGGACCUGCAUCGCUCUGAAUUCUUGCUCCAUCCUGAAUGGUGGAUGUGAGCACAGCUGUGUCGACAUGGGCAACAAUCACUACAAAUGUGAAUGUCGGAAGAACUACAAGCUGAAGAGAGACGGGAGACACUGUGAACUGAGGAACCCCUGUCAGGACAGAAAUGGAGGCUGCGCCCAGAUCUGUCAUUCAAAUGUUGGCCACGUGCGCUGCAGCUGCCGUUCUGGUUUUAGAUUGGAUGGAGAUGGCAGGAGCUGUGCAGACAUUGAUGAAUGCAGCGCUGGCUCUGCCCAGUGUUCUCAUGCUUGUGUCAACACGGUGGGCUCCUUUAGGUGUGUGUGUCAUCCAGGAUUUGAGCUCGGUGCUGAUGAAAAGCAGUGCUAUCGCAUCGAGAUGGAGAUUGUGAAUAGCUGCGAGAAGAACAAUGGAGGGUGUUCCCAUCACUGUGAGCAUACCACCAGUGGACCCCUCUGCUCCUGCAACAAUGGCUUCCAGCUAAACCAUGACAUGAAGACCUGUGUUGACAGUGAUGAGUGUGCCAGCGAGGAGUCCUGCUGCAGCCAGGUCUGUAGAAACUACCCCGGUGGCUACGAGUGCAGCUGCAGAGCUGGUCUCAGACUGAACCCAGACGGCUGUGGAUGUGAUGACAUUGAUGAGUGUCUGGCCGAGACAUCCGGCUGUGAGCAUUACUGCAUCAACACCUUAGGAUCAUACGAGUGUUUUUGUCCAAAAGGAUUCCGCUUGAACCAUGACAAGCACUCCUGCAUCUCACUGUAUGGAGAAGAACUGCAAGAAGAAGAGGAGGAGGAAGACGAGGAAGAGGAGCCGUUGGAUCUUAGUCGCUUUCAAGAUUUGCUGCUUCAUAGGAACCCUCAGCUCCUGCAGUACACAUCAGCCCUGCGCUCCCAUCCUAGUGUCCAUGAUGCUGGUGUUCAUGACAGUAAAGAAGACGUAGAGAGAGAGCUGAUGCUGGACACUCACAUAGUGUGUCUAGGAGGCUACUUUGGGGAUGACUGCACUUUAAGCUGUGAAGAUUGUGUGAAUGGAGCGUGUACGGAGAGCAAUGAUCGAUGUCAUUGCUUACCUGGCUGGACUGGGAUUAUCUGCAAUGAAAGUAAGUAUCAUGAAAAUUGGUAAAUUUGAAGUUCCUAUUUUUAGAAAACGUAUUUGUUUGGAUGUUUUAUCCUUUAGAGGGGAUCUAUGUACCCUUAAUCAAGGUCUAAAG